Molecule: messenger RNA, 2074 nt
Organism: Cicer arietinum (chickpea)
Lineage: Eukaryota; Viridiplantae; Streptophyta; Magnoliopsida; Fabales; Fabaceae
Biological process (GO): deoxyribonucleotide catabolic process
Molecular function (GO): 5'-nucleotidase activity
Source: RefSeq, a predicted model, not a curated record
CAAUGAUGCCCUAAUUUCCGCAUUAACCAAAACCAAAAUUAUUUACUACUUUACUCCUUCAUAUUUUUAAUUGUCUCUUAUCAAACAAAUUAGUCUAAUCUAUCUAUUGUGGGAAUUCCGAUGCAUGCAAAUUGCAAUGCCCAAUCAAUGAUUCUAUAUAUAUACAUAUAUAUCAACAACAACAAAAAUUCAAAAUUUGAGUAACUAUUAAACAGUGUGAGAUCAGAGAAACAGAUAAAGGUUCAAGGAAUCACCGAUUUGUUUUGAUACAUUCCCCCCUUUUGAGGUUUUCUACUAAUUCUACUCAAUCUCAACCAAAAUUUCUCUUCUUUUCCGUCUUUAUUCAUUGGAUCCAAAAAAUUUAGGAUCCGAUUUUGCCCAAUUAUUUUAUUUUCACUUCUAGGGUUUGAGUCGGUUACGUUAUUGGGCAACACCCUUUUGGCCCAAACGUGAUUUGACCGCAAAAAGAUUGGUCUUUGAUAAUUCCAGUGUUUCAAUUCAAUCCAAUCGUUUCUGGAAUUGAUUCUGUUUCAAAGUAGAAUAUUGCCUUUUUUGCUGUGAGAUUUAUCUCUUCAAUUUAAUUUCCCUCCUUUUUUUUUAUAAUUGUGAUGCAAAAUUAUCAUAGCAAGAUUCUGUUGUUAUUAUGUUUAGAUUAAAGAGUAGUGAAAGUCUUGCACGGUUCUUGUAUCAGAAAACUCUGCAUAAUAAUUCUAUGGCUUAUUCAAUAGGUUAUUAUGAUCCUUGUUCCCAUUUGAAUAAGGCUUUUUCUCAGUACCCUUGUGAUCGUGGUAGCUACCUCUCUUUUCCAUUUAUUAGUAAUCUUGUUUAUGCUAAUGUUUUUGGGGUUAGCAGAAAAAUUGGAUUAGGUCAAAAAGUUUGUGGCUUUUCCACUAGUGGUAGUAGUAGAAGUAGUGAUUGUAGUAAGUUUUUUGUGAGGGCUAGUUUAUGGCCUCGCGGCUUUGCAUCUGAUUUGGAGCAAGGGAAUGGUGAUGCUACUCUUGUUAAGGUUGAUGAUGGAGGACUUAAUGGAAGUCCUGCUACACCGCUCGGCUUCCGGGAUCAACGUUUCUCUGAGAAAAUUGUUGUUGCUGUUGAUGUAGAUGAGGUAUUAGGAAACUUCGUGUCGGCUCUCAACAAGUAUAUUGCCGAUCAAUAUUCAUCAAAAUAUUCGGUUUCUGAAUAUCAUGUGUACGAGUUCUUUAAGAUAUGGAACUGUUCACGUGUUGAAGCUGAUUUUCGUGUUCACGAGUUUUUUAAGACGCCAUAUUUCAAGUCAGGGAUUCAUCCUCUUCCAGGUGCUCAGACGGCACUUCAAAAGUUAUCAAGAUUUUUUAACCUAUCAAUUGUAACGUCUCGGCAGUAUGUAAUUAAGGAUCACACAAUUGAAUGGAUAGAGAAGAAUUUCCCAGGACUGUUUCAUGAAAUUCACUUUGGUAACCACUUUGCACUUGAUGGGGCAUCAAGACCAAAAUCAGAGAUUUGUAGGUCUUUAAAUGCCAAGGUUCUUAUUGAUGAUAAUCCGCGAUAUGCAAUAGAGUGUGCUGAAGUUGGAAUUAGAGUCUUACUUUUUGAUUAUGAAAACUCAUAUCCUUGGUCCAAGAAUGAGUUAGUUGAUGAGCACCCUUUGGUGACCAAAGUUAAGAAUUGGAAAGAGGUGGAACAACAAUUGAUGUCAUUGAUAGCUUCAUAGUCUAAAUCUAAUGACUAGGAUUUGUGGAGGCCACACCCUCUCUAACAUCAAAUGCUGGACUAAUUCAUGUUUUUGAAAUGUCUAACUUAUCUUCUGGAAAAUUUGUAGUAUUUUGAACUUUGAAGUUGCUGCAAGAUGGUGAACUACCUAGAGGAAUGACACAAUCAUAUUCUUUUUCCCAUUUUGAACAACACUAAUGAAGAUUGAAACAAGUUGUUCACUAUGGUGGAAAUUAUAUAUUGAUAACUAGGCAAAGAUUUGUUUAUGCCUUCCAUGAAUGUACAAGUGGAACCCGAAUGAUAUAUGGUUGCACCAUAUUAUUACUCAACAUUGACCACAAAAUGUAUGUUCUCUUCUUAUAUACUUUUAGUGUGGUUUAUUAUA